This is a messenger RNA of Colletotrichum phormii, 879 nucleotides long. RefSeq lists its product as uncharacterized. Lineage: Eukaryota; Fungi; Ascomycota; Sordariomycetes; Glomerellales; Glomerellaceae. The coding region runs from base 46 to 615 and encodes 189 amino acids. The record is from RefSeq and is a predicted model, not a curated record. The transcript has a single exon.
CGGGUACUAUGUCGACCUGCGUAGUAUCGGAAUCGACCAUGAGAAAUGACAUGUCUAUGUCGUCAGACACUGAGGUUCGGUCGGUACUGCCCGCCCCUCUCUCAUGGUUCUGUUUGCUGUAGGCUGCUUACUAGCCGUGAAGCAAUGCUAAUCAACGAACUUUCAAUGUCGACAGUUCUUGAAACCCCACGGAAGUCCCUUCGGCCGGGACGACUGAAGCAGAUACUACCUAGAAUACAGCCUGCCAUGUCUACGAACGAGCAACAAGCCUUCGUACCACACCCUUCCCCAUUUCCCCAACUGCCUGUUUCCAGUGGUUUGUGGCGAAACAACGAGAGACAUUCGACUCCGUCCCAUCUGGCUACCACAGACGCACACGCCCAGCGAGGUGUCGCUCUUCCUCGAGUGUGCGAUACAGAAGGGGGCGAACGAGGUUUUCGGGUACUCACAUGUCCCGCAAAUUCCCAUGAUUUAAAGCAUGGCAUUCUGUUUCUCCCGCUUGGUAGUUUGGGUCCCUCACCUCUUCGCCGACGAUGCGCAUCAUGGCUUCGGCGCGUCACAGCAACAUCUGAUUUCCAAUAUGUCUACAAGAAUCAUUCUCGUUCAUCUCGGUGAGGUACGCACAAAAGACAGCACUCUAUACUUCGUACAGCGGUGCAAGUAUUUUGUCCCCACUCGCAAAGGAGGGUCAUCAAUGGAGCCCGCACCAACGUUCAAGAUGGAAAAUUGUGUCGACUUUCGUUUCUAGAUAAGCGAGAGAUCGCGCGCUGACAUCUCAUGUUCGGAGCCGUGACGGCCAAUCGACCUUUUCGCCUCCUACCCCGGAUCCUGAUCUCAUAAGUUUGAUUCCAAAUGCCCCUUGCGCCUUUUUGUGAGUCA